AAUUCUUGCGAAAUUGAGCUCUCUGCCUUUCUCGGCUUAUGAAUUUCGUAUGGUUUUCGGUAAAAUCGUUCAAUAAUAUAUGUGCGCAUAACCAAUAUUACUGGUCAGUGUUGCACGUGAAACUGCGGAUUUCGAAAGCCAUGCUAAAGUUACAAAAGUUUUCAGUGUCGUGACGGCCGGUCGGCGGGCAGACGCGAUGUCCGGGGGCGCGGCCGGCGCCGGCCGGCCCGGCCCCUCAAAAGGCCGGCGCACGCGCAGCCGGGGAAUGACCGGCGUGGCCAGCUCCUUCCAGAAACAGAGUGAAGACUUCCUCUGCCCGAUCUGCUUCGACGUCAUCGAGGAGGCGAUGAUGACACGCUGCGGGCACACGUUCUGUAACCGCUGUAUCGUGCAGAGCAUCCAGCUCAACGGCCGCUGUCCCAAGUGCAGCCGCGCGCUGGACGAGGACAGCAUCUACCCCAACUUCCUGCUCAACGAGCUGGUGACCAAGCACCGGCGCGCGCGGCGCACGCCGGCCCAGCUGAGUCGACUGGAGCCGGCUGAGUUGAAGGAGUACCUGGUCAGCGAGACGGCCGAACUCGGUCUACCUAACGUCAACCUGAUGCUGGAGCUGCUGCAGACGCGGCGGCGCGCGCUCGAGGCCGACUCGCAGCGCACGCAGAACGUGCUGCUGCGCGAGUUCCUGACCACGCUGCGCCGCCAGCGGGAGGAGAUGCUGCAGCAGUUGCAGCGCGAGCUCCAGGUGAUCGACACCGACCAGAAGCGCGUCGAGCAGGCGCUGGACGGCGAGCGGCGCGGCGCGGCCGGCGGCGGGGACGGCGCGGCCGCCGGAGACGCCGCCGGGGUGCCCUGCGUUCCCAGCAUGGAGGCGGAGCGCGGCGCGCUGCCCACCGAGUCCGUCUCACCCGACGUGGCCGGUCCGGUGGCCGUCUCCGAUGGCGAGGUGCCCGAGGGCUUCAACGUGGUGCGCGGCGCGGUGGCGCAGACUCCCGACUCGGACGCGCUGGCGCGGCGGCGACGUCAGGUACACAGUCACUUUGAUGACCUCGUGAAGUGUUAUUUCUCGCUGCGGCCGCGCGCGGUGCACCUCGGCGCGGGCGGGGAGGAGGGAGACGCCUGCCCGCUGGACUCAUUCAGUGACGCCCUGUCACGGCUGACACGAUACAGCGGAAUGCGGCCGCUGGCGUCUCUCAACUACUCUUCUGACCUGGUGGCCGUGCCAGCAUCGUCUCCAGCAUCGAGUUCGACAAGGACAAGGAGAUGUUCGCCAUCGCCGGCGUCACCAAAAGAUCAAGAUCUACGACUACGGGUUCGUGGUGCGAAACGCCAUCGACAUCCAUUACCGACGCUGGAGAUGGCCUGCACGUCCAAGAUCAGCUGCGUCGCGUGGAACGGCUACCACAGUCGGUGCUGGCGAGCUCCGACUACGAGGGAGCCAUCACCAUCUGGGACACGGCCACCGGUCAGAAGCGGCACGUUUUAUCAGGAGCACGAGAAGCGCUGCUGGAGCGUCGACCUUCAACCUGUAGACACCAACCUCAUCGCGUCUGGAAGCGACGACUUCACGUCAAACUGUGGCGGCCAACGCCACCACUCGAUCCUUCGCUGGAGGCGAAGGUGAACGUCUGCUGCGUCAAGUUCAACCCC
Amphibalanus amphitrite is the source of this 1647-nucleotide messenger RNA. Its product is annotated as E3 ubiquitin-protein ligase COP1-like. The record is from RefSeq and is a predicted model, not a curated record. Lineage: Eukaryota; Metazoa; Arthropoda; Thecostraca; Balanomorpha; Balanidae. Gene Ontology annotation, molecular function: ubiquitin protein ligase activity; protein binding. Gene Ontology annotation, biological process: protein ubiquitination; proteasome-mediated ubiquitin-dependent protein catabolic process. The transcript has 2 exons. The coding region runs from base 197 to 1621 and encodes 474 amino acids.